Messenger RNA from Knipowitschia caucasica, 1644 nucleotides. The record is from the annotation of a GenBank genome assembly. Lineage: Eukaryota; Metazoa; Chordata; Actinopteri; Gobiiformes; Gobiidae.
AUGGGCUGCACUCCUUCUAAGUCCGUGGUGGUUUACGGGCAGGACGGGGUGUUCCAGGAGGACACCUGCUCUACGUGUGUGCCCAGUCUCAUGAGCUCCGCAUCCACGCCUGAGAGACCUUCACCUCGGAUCACAGUGGACGCAAGAAAUAAACAAACUUUCCUUCGUGUGUGUUGGCGCAGAGACGAGGGCGAUGGAGAGAUGAGGUCUGAAAAGGAGCAAACGCCUGCGGUGAAGGAGAAAACCCCUGCAGACCUCCUGUGCAUGGACACCGUGAGCGACCAGGACAACACUACUGCAAACGCCAACAAACAGAAGGAAGAGAAGAAGGAGCUUUUCACCAAGGUGGUGAUUCGAAGGCUUCCUCCAAACAUCUCAAAGGAACAGCUCGAAGAACAGCUCAGCCCGUUGCCUUCAUUUGAUUAUUUUGAAUUCUUUCCUGCAGAUCAAAGCUUGUACCCACAUCUGUUUUCCCGAGCAUACAUUAACUUUAAAAGCCCUGAGGAUAUCCUGCACUUCAGAGACAGAUUUGAUGGAUAUGUCUUCAUUGAUAACAAGGGCCUCGAAUACCCCGCAGUGGUGGAAUUUGCUCCGUUCCAGAAAAUCUCAAAGAAAAAGCUAAAGAAAAAGGAUGCAAAAGCUGGGAGCAUUGAAGAAGAUCCAGAAUAUAAGCGAUUCUUGGAAAAUUAUUCUUGUGAUGAGGAGAAAUCGAUGGCCAAUCCUGAGACCCUGUUGGGGGAGAUUGAAGCCAAAACCAGGGAACUCAUUGCCAAACGCACUACACCCCUCUUAGAGUACAUCAAAAAUAAGAAAAUUGAGAAGCAGAGAAUCAGAGAAGAGAAGAGAGAGGAGAGACGCAGACGUGAAAUGGAGAAAAAGCGACAAAGAGAGGAAGAAAAGCGAAAGCGACGAGAAGAGGAAAGACGCAAACGCAAAGAGGCAGAAAAGCAAAAGAAACUGUCUGAUAAGGACAUCAAGAUCAAGCUUUUAAGGAAGAGCGAUAGAGACGAAGACGCAGAUUCAGAUCGCACAAAAGAUAAAAGUGAUGUGGGAGACGUGGAACGAAAGUGGGAAAAGAGCGCCAAUCAAACAAAGUCAAAGGAAUUCAAAGAAAAUUUGUCCAGCAGGGGGCAGCCAGAGAGCGACAAAGAGCAGCAUCAGCAGCACAGUCGCAGGCAAAGGGAAAAGGAUCACAGGAUGAAGGAUGAGGAGAGAAAACGCCAAAGACACCAUUAUGAGUUUGACAAAUUUAUGCGUCGGAAAGAUGAGACAAAAUGGGGGAAAGGUUACUGCCAGGACAGAGAGGAGAGGAGGAAGAAAGAGGGACACCACCACAGCUAUAACUAUUGUCUCGAUAACGGAGACAAACUGGGAAAAGACGACCGGGAUGAGCUGAGUAACAGGAAGGAGCGCCUCCGAAACAAGGUGAGCGAGAAGGAUCGACCAGCAAUGCAACUUUAUCAGCCUGGUGCGAGAAAUCGAAAGCGAAUGAACUCUUCAGGUAAAGGCUACGAGUGCGUCCCAGUGGGCCACUCACCUGAACCUGCAUCUGACCACUGCUUUGAGAUGGCCAAUAUGAGCUUGGACAAGGGCUUUGAUAAAGGCUUUGACAAGGGCUUUGAGAAGGCCAAGGACGAACUAUAA